Molecule: messenger RNA, 1479 nt
Organism: Aspergillus mulundensis
Lineage: Eukaryota; Fungi; Ascomycota; Eurotiomycetes; Eurotiales; Aspergillaceae
Exons: 2
Coding region: 1-1479 (492 amino acids)
Biological process (GO): allantoate transport; dipeptide transport; transmembrane transport
Cellular component (GO): plasma membrane
Molecular function (GO): dipeptide transmembrane transporter activity; allantoate transmembrane transporter activity
Source: RefSeq, a predicted model, not a curated record
AUGGAGGCCUCUGACACAAAGGUUCGUCCCUCGGACGAUGAGAAGAGACGCUCAAGCGAAAACUAUGAUGGGAAUGGCACGAUCGAGACAUACACCGAGGAAGAAGAAAAGGCUCUUGUGCGCAAGAUCGACAUGGUCAUCUUGCCUUUCAUGUGUCUCGUCUUCCUCCUCCAAUACCUCGACAAGCAAUCCCUCAGCUACGCCGGCGUCUUCGGCCUCAUGACAGACCUCAACCUCAGCAACUCGCAAUACUCCUGGUGCAGCUCGAUCUUCUACAUCGGCCAGCUCGUCGCCGAGUACCCCUUCAUCUACCUCAUGAGCCGACUCCCGCUCACAAAGUUCGUCGGCGCCACCGUCAUCCUCUGGGGCAUAACCUGCGCUUGUCUCGCGGCGCCACAAAACUACGCUGGCUUCGCGGCUGUUCGGUUCCUACUCGGUUUCACAGAGGGCGCUGUCUCACCUGCGUUUGUGACGAUCACCUCGAUCUGGUACCGCAGCCACGAGCACGCAUGGCGCACAGGGCUGUGGGUGUCCAUGAACGGAAUCGCCCAGGUCAUCGGGUGUCUGCUCAUGUACGGGAUCGGGAAGAACGGCAGUCUCGCGCUCGCGCCAUGGCGCACCCUCUUUAUCAUCUGCGGAGCCCUGACCAUCGGCGCGGGCGUGGCCUUCUUCACCCUCAUGCCGUCCGGUCCAAAAGACGCAUGGUUCCUGAAUGCGCGCGAGAAACAAGUCCUCGCUCUCCGCAUGGCGAAGGACCGCGAAGGCGGCGACAAGACUUCCUUCUCCACCCCACAACUCAAGGAAACGCUGCUUGACCCAAAAGCCUGGUGUGCGUUCUGGUUCGGCGUCCUGGUGACCAUGCAAUCUCCUGUCCUGACAUUCGCAACCCUCGUCAUUAAUUCAAUUGGCUACUCCCAGCUCCAGACGAUGCUGUACACGGCGCCUUCAGGAGCCGUGCAGGUCGCACUCCUCUGGAUCGGAAUGGCGCUGUGCUGGAUGCUCCCGAGACAGCGGACUAUCGUCGUCGUAAUCCUCUGCAUCCCGCCCAUUGUUGGCAACAUCCUCAUGCUCGUCCUGCCCUUGAGCGCCGGGUGGGGCGUGAUCGUGUCCGCAUGGCUGGCCUCCUGUAUCACGGCCUCUUGGUCCAUCCUCCUAUCCCUCGUCGCGUCGAAUGUCAAGGGGAACACCAAGCGCGCUGUUGUGAACGCCAUGUUCUUCAUUGGGUAUUGUGCGGGCUGUAUUGCGUCUCCGCAGCUUUGGACGAAUCGGCCGAAGUACCUGGAGGGGCUGAUUACGGCGCUUGUUACGUGGGGACUGCUCAUUUUCACGACCAUGGUCUAUCGUGUGCUUUGCAUUAGGGAUAAUAAGCAGCGGGAGAAGGAGGGCGGUCCUGAGGGGGAGGAAGGAGGGGUAUCGUACAUGGGUACGGAUACAGAUGUCACGGAUAAGCAGGAUAGAGCGUUCAGGUACAGUUGGUAG